This is a messenger RNA of Bombina bombina (fire-bellied toad), 15640 nucleotides long. It is a transcript of the gene VPS13C, whose product is annotated as vacuolar protein sorting 13 homolog C. The record is from RefSeq and is a predicted model, not a curated record. NCBI's taxonomy places the organism in Eukaryota, Metazoa, Chordata, Amphibia, Anura, Bombinatoridae. Gene Ontology annotation, cellular component: extrinsic component of membrane. Gene Ontology annotation, biological process: mitochondrion organization; protein targeting to vacuole; protein retention in Golgi apparatus.
UCGACCGCGUUCCUCUAACAUAUUGGGCAGCGAGCGAAUAGGCGACUGUUAUAUAGGAGCAUGUGAUAUGUCUUGUGACACAUAUACACAAUAAUAGCGCGCCCGCAUACCCUGGUGCUGUUACAGCUUAGUAAUAGGCAUGCAUGCUCAUACAAAUUCAGGAACUAGCGAUAAAAGCUGGGGGAGAGCACAGUGACAGGUGUUCUGUAUUCCUUGAGCACACACUUCCUUCUCUGGAGCAACAAUGCUGGAGUCAGUUGUAGCUGAUCUUUUGAACAGGUUCCUGGGGGAUUAUGUAGAGAACCUGGACAGAUCUCAGCUCAAAUUAGGAAUCUGGGGUGGAAAUGUUGCCCUUGAAAAUCUCCAGAUUAGAGAAAAUGCAUUGAGUGAACUGGAUGUGCCUUUUAAAGUCAAAGUUGGACAGAUAGAUAAGCUCAUUUUGAAAAUUCCUUGGAAGAAUUUGUAUGGAGAAGCUGUGGUUGCAACACUAGAAGGUCUUUAUCUAUUGGUGGUACCAGGAGCAAGCAUUAAAUAUGAUGCAGAAAAAGAAGAGAAACAGCUUCAAGAAGCAAAACAGCGGGAACUAUUGCGUAUUGAGGAGGCCAUGCAAAAAGCUGCAGAGAAAGAUAAGCCAAAAGAGGAGAAAAAGGACACAUUUAUUGAAAAACUUGCAGCCCAGGUCAUCAAAAACCUUCAGAUUAAAAUCACGAACAUUCACAUCCGCUAUGAAGAUGAUAUCACUGAUUCCACAAUUCCAGUGUCUGUUGGGGUUACCUUGGGUGAGCUGAGCCUUCAGACCUCAAAUGAGGCUUGGGUACCAUGCGUGUUAAAUGAAGCAGCUAAAACCAUUUAUAAGUUGGUACGUCUACACUGCUUCAGCACCUACUGGAAUGUUAACAGUACAAUGUUUUACCACAAAUCCAGAGAUGACAUUUUGAGAAAGUUGAAAAAUGGAGUAAUGCCCAGCGAGAGAAAACCAGAAGAUUUUCAGUACAUAUUCCAGCCUGUUUCUGCAUCUGCCAAACUAUACAUCAAUCCUGAAGCAGAACUGGAGCAGCGAACACCAAAGAUUGACUGGUGCAUGGAAGUUCAGCAUAUUGCUAUAGAACUAACCAAGCCUCAGUAUCUGAGUAUGAUCGACAUGCUGGAGUCAGUGGAUUACAUGGUUAGGAAUGCACCUUACAGGAAGUACAGACCAGAGGUCUCACUGCAAGAGGACACCAGACAGUGGUGGAACUAUGCCAUAAAAAGUAUACUUGAUGUUCAUGUAAAACGGAGAGCGCACAUGUGGUGCUGGACUAAUAUAGUGGAGCACCGACUUAAUCUGAAAAACUAUAAGACUGCUUUUAAGAAGAAACUAACUCAGAGUAAGGUUCCUGAGGAGACCCUGAAACAACUACAGAGCUUGGAGAAAAGCCUUGAUGUUUUCAAUAUAGUCCUAGCCAGACAGCAAGCUCAGGCAGAGGUAGUUAGAUCAGGUCAAAAACUUCUAGCCAAGAAGUCCUCUCAGACUGGAGAGAAGAAGAGUGGGGGAUGGUUUGGUGGAUUCUGGAGCAAAAAGGAAGUUGCCAAGAAAGAAGAUUCUGAUGAACUCUCAGUUCCUGAAAAAAUUGAGGACUUAAUGACCCCAGAAGAGAAGACCAAGCUUUUUACUGCUAUUGGGUACAGUGAGAGCUCUCACAAUCUUACAUUGCCUAAAAGAUAUGUGGCUCAUAUCCUGUGCUUCAAACUGCUGAGCACAACCAUAACCAUUCGUGAAAAUAUUCACACCCCGGAAACAUUGAAGGUGCAAAUUAUUGAUCUGAGCACAAGCAUCUUCCAGAGACCAGGAGCACAGGCCAUUAAAAUAGAAGCCAAAUUGGAGCGCUGGUUUGUGACAGGCCUGAGGCAGCAAAAUAUUGUACCAUCGCUUAUAACCUCAGUAGACUCCAACAAGUCAUCCCUUCUUAAAAUCCAAUUUGAAACUAACCCAGAGGAUAGUACUGCUGACCAAGUCCUGAUACUACAAUCCCAGCCUGUGGAGAUUAUUUAUGAUGCAAUAACCAUCAAUGCUUUAGCAGAGUUUUUCCAGACAAACAAAGGAAUGGAUCUGGAGCAGUUAACAUCUGCGACAUUGAUGAAGCUUGAAGAGAUCAAGGAACGGACAGCUGCAGGUCUUUCGCACAUAAUCGAAACAAGGAAAGUUCUUGAUUUAAGGAUAAAUCUCCAGCCUUCAUUUCUACUGCUUCCAAAGUCUGGUUUCUAUCAUGAGAAGACGGACCUUAUAAUUGUAGAUUUUGGUAGUUUUCAGCUCAGCAGCAUAGAUCAAGGUGCUCACCGGUCUGCCAACUUUUCAUCCCUGGAAGAGCUGAUGGAUAAAGCGUAUGACAAGUUUAAUGUCCAAAUCAAAAACAUCCACAUCUUGUUUGGAAGAGCAGGGGAAGACUGGAAAAAAGCUCGAUUUAUGACUUCUUCAUCCUUACACAUUUUGCAGCCACUGGAUAUUGGGGUACAGCUAAGUAAAGCAAUGGUUGAACGAGAUCGUAGGAUGCCCAGGUUUAAAGUAUCUGGAGAGUUGCCUCUGUUACAUGUUAAAAUAUCAGACCAAAAAAUUCAAGGAGUGUUUGAAUUGCUCGAUAGCAUUCCUCUUCCAAAGACAUCUAGUACCCCAAGUAAAGAGCAUAAAAAGGUUCCUGCAAUGUCCAUCUUGGCCAGGAGACCAGAAACGAUAUUUAAACAAGAUAUUGGAAAAUCUCUACUUUUGGAUUCUGACUCGGAUGAGUAUUUUGACCUGGAUGAUGAUGUUUCUUCGCCUGUUAGACCUGAACCUGUCCAUCAAGAAAUUGUAGCAAGACCGGAAACAGAAACUUCAACAGAGACAGAUGGAGAGGAGCUAACUAAUCUUCAUCUUACUUUUGAAGUAAAAGAGGUGACUUUAGAGUUUACUAAACAGCGUGGGAAGCAGGAAGAUAGAAUCUUGAUGUUUAGUAUCCAGCAGCUUGGAACUGAAGCCUGUAUGAAGACUUAUGAUUUAACUGCAGUGUCCUAUCUGAAAAAAAUCAACCUGGAUUAUUAUGAUAUUAAUGAUUUCAGCAAACAGCCUCUGCAUUUGAUCAGUUCUUCCGACAAACAGGGGUUAGAUCUUCUAAAACUUGAGUUCAUUAAGGCUGAGAAAAAUGGUCCAGACUUUCAAACCACUUUUGGAAGCACUGAACAGACUUUAAAGGUGGCCUUUUCAUCUGUGGAACUCUUGCUACACUCUCAGGCUUUGCUCUCUGCCAUCAGCUUCCUGACAGAAGCUAUCCCAAGCCUCCCUGAUAAGGCUGAUAAAAGCCCAACGCAAGAGCAACAGGACAGAGGAACGUUUGUUAAAAAAGCUGCAAAGGUUUCAAAAGAUAAGGAUGUGUUCUUCUUCAAAUUAUUUGCGAAGCUGGAUUCUUUCAGAGUGAAUGUGUGUGAUGGAGAUCGACAAAUCACUGAGAUUAUAAUACAGGGCCUAGACUCUUCAGUUUCCAUCCAGAUGAACCAAAUACAAGCCUUUGCCCGGCUACGGGAUAUUAUUGUUAAUGAUGUAAACCCAGAGACUAUUCAUAAAAAGGCUGUGUCCAUUAUGGAAGAUGAGGUUUUCAAUUUCAAUUUGACUCUCUACCCUGAUGCCACUCAAGGAGAAGCCUACAAGGAUGUAUCCAAGGUUGAUGGGGAAGUAUCUCUCAGGGUUGGCUGUAUUCAGAUAGUCUUCCUUCACAAGUUCCUCAUGUCUCUUCUAAGCUUCUUGAAUAACUUUCAGGCAACAAAAGAAAGGGUCAGUGUUGCAACAGCCCAAGCAGCUCAUCGUGCAGCCAACAGUGUAAAAGGCUUGUCAGAGAGGAGCUUCCGGCUGCUCAUGGAUAUCCACCUUAAAGCACCAGUGAUUGUAAUACCGCAGUCCUCUGUGUCGCUUAAUGCUAUUGUGGCAGAUUUGGGGCUACUUAGAAUACACAAUGAGUUCAGCCUAGUGGCUUCUUCUGAAGACCAGCAGCUCCCUCCGGUCAUAGAUAAAAUGUCUGUACAGCUGACAGAGUUGAAGUUAUCACGGACAGUACUGCAUUCUGAUGCAUCCAGGUCUGACAUACAGAUCCUUCAUCCUAUUGACCUGAACCUUUCAGUGCAUCGAAAUCUAGCUGCAGCUUGGUACCAUCAAAUUCCUGCUAUGGAAAUGAAGGGACACCUCAAUACUAUGGAGGUUGGUCUGAGCCAGGAAGAUAUUAGUGUGCUACUUAAUGUCCUUGUAGAGAACCUGGGAGAAGCAGAGGGAGAUGUCAAAAUUGAAAAGCAAAUUGAGAUCACUAAAUCUAAAGAGGAAACACUUGGGGUUCAAAAACCUGUGGAAAAUAUCAUGGGUGAUUAUACUUCUGAGACCACAAAGGAUGCCAGAGACUCAACUGCACUAAAUCUACUGCUUAAUUUUGAAAUCAAGGAGGUUGUGGUGAGACUGAUGAGGCAGGGUGGGCUAGACAUAUCUCCAUUUCAUGUUCUACAUGUAUCUCAGCUAGGAACUGAAGCAAGGGUAGGGAACCACGAGAUAAAUGCAUCCGUUUACUUGAGAAAAAUCACCAUGAUCUGCAAUGAAUUCUCAGGUCCUAAUGGAGGUCCUCUUCAUCUUAUUAAUUCUUCAGAUGAGACUGGAGAUCAUCUUCUAAAAAUGGAAUACAUAAAGGCUGAUCGAAAUGGGCCAAAUUUUAAAGCUUUCCACAAAAAUACAGAGCAGACGCUGAGUGUUACUAUGUCAACUUUAGAUCUGAUCCUACACACUCAGGCAUUGCUUUCAUUGAUAGACUUCUUGUCUUCUGCCAUUCCAUCUUCUGGAGAGCAAGCACCUAAAAGAGCUCAGGAGGCAAGACUGCAAACAGAAAAACAAAAGUUUGCGGUGAUCAGGCCAGAUUCUGCUACGUUAGCUGAGGAAGAUAUUUUUAACUUAAAACUCUCAGCCAGACUGAAUGCCUUCAACGUAUUUGUUUGUGAUGAGCUGUGUAAAAUUGCUGACAUAAGAAUACAAGGUAUGGAUGCUUCUAUUGCUGUACAGACCAGACAGACUGAAGUGUUUGCUCGACUUCGAGAUAUUGUUGUCAUAGAUGUUGAUCCCAAAACCAUUCACCAAAAGGCUGUCUUUAUUGUUGGGGAUGAGGUAUUCAGCUUUAAAAUGUUGCUGUACCCAGAGGCAACUGAAGGAGCAUCCUAUACAGACAUGUCAGUAGUUGAUGGCAAGAUAUCCCUGAAAGUGGGCUGUAUUCAUAUUGUGUAUCUGCACAAAUUUCUUAUGUCUCUUUUGAAUUUCUUGAACAAAUUCCAAGCAGCCAAGGAGGCCCUAAGCACAGCCACAGCCCAGGCUGCGGAGAAGGCUGCAACUAGCAUGAAAGAAUUUGCCCAAAAGAGCUUCCGCCUCUCAAUGGACAUUGACCUAAAGGCACCUGUCAUUAUUAUUCCACAGUCCUCCACCUCCACCAAUGCUAUUGUUGCUGAUUUGGGCUUAAUCCAGGUCCAGAAUAAGUUUUCUUUAGUUCCUGAAGAGAACUGUCCUCUUCCACCUGUUAUUGAUGAGAUGAACAUUCAGCUAACGCAGUUGCAGUUAUCAAGGACUGUUCUUCAGAGUGGUUCUGAACUUCCAGUCCUGGAACUUCUAAAGCCAGUAAACCUCCUGGUUUCUGUAAAGAGAAAUCUUGCUGCUUCUUGGUAUCCACAGAUCCCCGCCAUGCAAAUUGUUGGAGACUUAAAACCCAUGCAGCUUGCCUUAAGCCAAGAAGACCUAACUAUCCUGAUGAGUGUCCUUUUUGAAAACCUUUCUGAGUUGCCUUCUUUGCCAAGUGAAAAACAGCCCCCUGAAGUGUUUGAGAAGGUGAAGAAGACAACAGUUCAGAGUGACUCAAAAGAGAUAAAAGAAGCAGACCGCUCAGAGCCUAUGUCAGAAGAAGAUAUGGGAGAUGAUGCUCCAGCAGUCACUCUGAAGUUUGAGUUUAAUUUCCAAUCACUCUCUAUUGUAUUGUACAGUAAUGACAAUAGCCAAGAGGCUCCACACUGGCAGCAUAGUGAUAGCAUGCGUCUGGGAGAGAUGAGGCUUCAUCUUCUCACCUCUUCUGGUAGAAUGUUUGCCGAUGGCUCUAUGGACGUUUCCACUCGUCUCAAGACCUGUAUACUCGAUGACCUCAGAGAGGGAAUCACCAGAGCCACUUCUAGAAUGAUUGACCAGAAAGAUAAGUCCACCGAGCGCAACAUGAUUGACAUCACCUACAAGCAGACGACGCAGCACCGCUCGCUUGUUGCGAUCUUGGAAAAACUUUACAUUUGUGCAAGUGUGGAGUUCUUGAUGGCUGUUGGUGAGUUUUUCAUCCAGUCCAUACCACAGAGCCCAUCUUCAGACAAACCUGUACAAAGCCAGCAAAAGCAAGCACUGACAAAGCCCAAGGAAGAAAAAGAGUCUAAGGAGAUGCAAAGAAUGAGUGUUAAAGCACUGAUUAUGGACCCAGAAAUUGUUUUUGUGGCCAGCCUGACUAAAGCAGAUGCCCCUGCCUUAUCAGUGUCUUUUCAAGGCACUAUAGCGUUUUCUAGUGAGCCCCAAAUGCAGAAGAUGGUAGCUGUUGUCAAGGAGUUUAAAGUUUUGGCCUGCCCUUUCCUCAGGGAAUUAAGAGGAAGCAACAUGACCACGGUUCUACAGCCCUGCUCGUUGCAGUUGGAAAGCACAAGAGAUGUAACGGGUGCCCAAAAUGCCAGCCUUAGCCUAGAAGAAGUCAUUAUUAAGUGGUUAACUAUGUUCAUGAAAUAUGAUAUUUGCUGUGGCCUGUCAGGGGCAGAUGGAAUUGAACAGCACAAUUUUAAAAAGUAUUGUACAACAAAAGCAGAUUUCAGCAAACAGCCUCUGCAUUUGAUCAGUUCUUCCGACAAACAGGGGUUAGAUCUUCUAAAACUUGAGUUCAUUAAGGCUGAGAAAAAUGGUCCAGACUUUCAAACCACUUUUGGAAGCACUGAACAGACUUUAAAGGUGGCCUUUUCAUCUGUGGAACUCUUGCUACACUCUCAGGCUUUGCUCUCUGCCAUCAGCUUCCUGACAGAAGCUAUCCCAAGCCUCCCUGAUAAGGCUGAUAAAAGCCCAACGCAAGAGCAACAGGACAGAGGAACGUUUGUUAAAAAAGCUGCAAAGGUUUCAAAAGAUAAGGAUGUGUUCUUCUUCAAAUUAUUUGCGAAGCUGGAUUCUUUCAGAGUGAAUGUGUGUGAUGGAGAUCGACAAAUCACUGAGAUUAUAAUACAGGGCCUAGACUCUUCAGUUUCCAUCCAGAUGAACCAAAUACAAGCCUUUGCCCGGCUACGGGAUAUUAUUGUUAAUGAUGUAAACCCAGAGACUAUUCAUAAAAAGGCUGUGUCCAUUAUGGAAGAUGAGGUUUUCAAUUUCAAUUUGACUCUCUACCCUGAUGCCACUCAAGGAGAAGCCUACAAGGAUGUAUCCAAGGUUGAUGGGGAAGUAUCUCUCAGGGUUGGCUGUAUUCAGAUAGUCUUCCUUCACAAGUUCCUCAUGUCUCUUCUAAGCUUCUUGAAUAACUUUCAGGCAACAAAAGAAAGGGUCAGUGUUGCAACAGCCCAAGCAGCUCAUCGUGCAGCCAACAGUGUAAAAGGCUUGUCAGAGAGGAGCUUCCGGCUGCUCAUGGAUAUCCACCUUAAAGCACCAGUGAUUGUAAUACCGCAGUCCUCUGUGUCGCUUAAUGCUAUUGUGGCAGAUUUGGGGCUACUUAGAAUACACAAUGAGUUCAGCCUAGUGGCUUCUUCUGAAGACCAGCAGCUCCCUCCGGUCAUAGAUAAAAUGUCUGUACAGCUGACAGAGUUGAAGUUAUCACGGACAGUACUGCAUUCUGAUGCAUCCAGGUCUGACAUACAGAUCCUUCAUCCUAUUGACCUGAACCUUUCAGUGCAUCGAAAUCUAGCUGCAGCUUGGUACCAUCAAAUUCCUGCUAUGGAAAUGAAGGGACACCUCAAUACUAUGGAAGUUGGUCUGAGCCAGGAAGAUAUUAGUGUGCUACUUAAUGUCCUUGUAGAGAACCUGGGAGAAGCAGAGGGAGAUGUCAAAAUUGAAAAGCAAAUUGAGAUCACUAAAUCUAAAGAGGAAACACUUGGGGUUCAAAAACCUGUGGAAAAUAUCAUGGGUGAUUAUACUUCUGAGACCACAAAGGAUGCCAGAGACUCAACUGCACUAAAUCUACUGCUUAAUUUUGAAAUCAAGGAGGUUGUGGUGAGACUGAUGAGGCAGGGUGGGCUAGACAUAUCUCCAUUUCAUGUUCUACAUGUAUCUCAGCUAGGAACUGAAGCAAGGGUAGGGAACCACGAGAUAAAUGCAUCCGUUUACUUGAGAAAAAUCACCAUGAUCUGCAAUGAAUUCUCAGGUCCUAAUGGAGGUCCUCUUCAUCUUAUUAAUUCUUCAGAUGAGACUGGAGAUCAUCUUCUAAAAAUGGAAUACAUAAAGGCUGAUCGAAAUGGGCCAAAUUUUAAAGCUUUCCACAAAAAUACAGAGCAGACGCUGACUGUAACUAUGUCAACUUUAGAUCUGAUCCUACACACUCAGGCAUUGCUUUCAUUGAUAGACUUCUUGUCUUCUGCCAUUCCAUCUUCUGGAGAGCAAGCACCUAAAAGAGCUCAGGAGGCAAGACUGCAAACAGAAAAACAAAAGUUUGCGGUGACCAGGCCAGAUUCUGCUACGUUAGCUGAGGAAGAUAUUUUUAACUUAAAACUCUCAGCCAGACUGAAUGCCUUCAAUGUAUUUGUUUGUGAUGAGCUGUGUAAAAUUGCUGACAUAAGAAUACAAGGUAUGGAUGCUUCUAUUGCUGUACAGACCAGACAGACUGAAGUGUUUGCUCGACUUCGAGAUAUUGUUGUCAUAGAUGUUGAUCCCAAAACCAUUCACCAAAAGGCUGUCUUUAUUGUUGGGGAUGAGGUAUUCAGCUUUAAAAUGUUGCUGUUCCCAGAGGCAACUGAAGGAGCAUCCUAUACAGACAUGUCAGUAGUUGAUGGCAAGAUAUCCCUGAAAGUGGGCUGUAUUCAUAUUGUGUAUCUGCACAAAUUUCUUAUGUCUCUUUUGAAUUUCUUGAACAAAUUCCAAGCAGCCAAGGAGGCCCUAAGCACAGCCACAGCCCAGGCUGCGGAGAAGGCUGCAACUAGCAUGAAAGAAUUUGCCCAAAAGAGCUUCCGCCUCUCAAUGGACAUUGACCUAAAGGCACCUGUCAUUAUUAUUCCACAGUCCUCCACUUCCACCAAUGCUAUUGUUGCUGAUUUGGGCUUAAUCCAGGUCCAGAAUAAGUUUUCUUUAGUUCCUGAAGAGAACUGUCCUCUUCCACCUGUUAUUGAUGAGAUGAACAUUCAGCUAACGCAGUUGCAGUUAUCAAGGACUGUUCUUCAGAGUGGCUCUGAACUUCCAGUCCUGGAACUUCUAAAGCCAGUAAACCUCCUGGUUUCUGUAAAGAGAAAUCUUGCUGCUUCUUGGUAUCCACAGAUCCCCGCCAUGCAAAUUGUUGGAGACUUAAAACCCAUGCAGCUUGCCUUAAGCCAAGAAGACCUAACUAUCCUGAUGAGUGUCCUUUUUGAAAACCUUUCUGAGUUGCCUUCUUUGCCAAGUGAAAAACAGCCCCCUGAAGUGUUUGAGAAGGUGAAGAAGACAACAGUUCAGAGUGACUCAAAAGAGAUGAAAGAAGCAGACCGCUCAGAGCCUAUGUCAGAAGAAGAUAUGGGAGAUGAUGCUCCAGCAGUCACUCUGAAGUUUGAGUUUAAUUUCCAAUCACUCUCUAUUGUAUUGUACAGUAAUGACAAUAGCCAAGAGGCUCCACUCUGGCAGCAUAGUGAUAGCAUGCGUCUGGGAGAGAUGAGGCUUCAUCUUCUCACCUCUUCUGGUAGAAUGUUUGCCGAUGGCUCUAUGGACGUUUCCACUCGUCUCAAGACCUGUAUACUCGAUGACCUCAGAGAGGGAAUCACCAGAGCCACUUCUAGAAUGAUUGACCAGAAAGAUAAGUCCACCGAGCGCAACAUGAUUGACAUCACCUACAAGCAGACGACGCAGCACCGCUCGCUUGUUGCGAUCUUGGAAAAACUUUACAUUUGUGCAAGUGUGGAGUUCUUGAUGGCUGUUGGUGAGUUUUUCAUCCAGUCCAUACCACAGAGCCCAUCUUCAGACAAACCUGUACAAAGCCAGCAAAAGCAAGCACUGACAAAGCCCAAGGAAGAAAAAGAGUCUAAGGAGAUGCAAAGAAUGAGUGUUAAAGCACUGAUUAUGGACCCAGAAAUUGUUUUUGUGGCCAGCCUGACUAAAGCAGAUGCCCCUGCCUUAUCAGUGUCUUUUCAAGGCACUAUAGCGUUUUCUAGUGAGCCCCAAAUGCAGAAGAUGGUAGCUGUUGUCAAGGAGUUUAAAGUUUUGGCCUGCCCUUUCCUCAGGGAAUUAAGAGGAAGCAACAUGACCACGGUUCUACAGCCCUGCUCGUUGCAGUUGGAAAGCACAAGAGAUGUAACGGGUGCCCAAAAUGCCAGCCUUAGCCUAGAAGAAGUCAUUAUUAAGAUAUCCCCAAUUAUUCUUAACACUUUGCAAACAAUCAUGGCUGCCUUGAAGCCAAAGGCCAAGGAGGAUGUGAGUAAAGAAGCUUCCAAUGAACACAAAAAUAUCUGGGAUGUGAGGACAAUUGACAGUUGCAACAGCUGGUUCAUGGGAGUAGACUCUACCCAUAACACCACAGAAAGCUUUGUGAGUCAAGAUGGACUUCAGAAACAGGAAAACUUUGACAUAGAAGUGAGAACUGUACAGGUGACUCUAGAGUGUGGAUUGGGCCACCACACUGUGCCACUACUUCUGGUGGAGUCUAUGUUCACAGGAACAGUGAAGAAUUGGUCAUCUCUCUUGCAUGUGAAGGCAGACACUACUUUAGAGGUUCACUAUUACAAUGAGAACUAUGCCGCAUGGGAGCCUCUCAUUGAGCGAGUGGAUGGUGGACUUCGUUCAUGGACUCUAAAGCUUGAGAUUAAGAAUAAUCCCGUGCAAAACAGGAGUCUUCUUCCUGGAGAUGAUUUCAUAAUGCUUCCUGAACCUCAGUCUUCCAUUAACAUAUCCUCCAAGGAUGUCAUGAACAUCACUGUCUCUAAGAGUACUUUGAGUGUUUUCAGCAAUCUUUCUAAGGCUUUUUCUGAAGGAACUGCUUCAACAUUUGACUACUCCUUUAAGGACAGUCCACCGCUAACUGUAAGAAAUGCAUUAGGGCUUUCUGUAAUGGUGCAACAUAGCCCAAAUGUGCGUGGUUUUGGGAGCUCAACUCAUGAACGUGUCCACGAGAUUGCUCAAGGAAAGUCUCUGGAUCUUGAAUACUCCUCCAUGGAGUCCGUGACUCGGGGAAAGCUGUCAGCACUGCACCGACAGGAGAGCAAUCUUUUUACACUUACCAUUGUGCCCCAGGGAUAUACAGAAGUUGCAAACAUUCCCUUAACCAAGCCCUCCAGACGCCUGUAUAAUGUACGCAGUCCAUUAAUGGAAAACUGUGUCUCCAUUAUUGCUCAGAUUGAUGCUGUAGAAGGGAAUAAAGUUGUCACAAUCAGAUCUCCUCUCCAGAUCAAGAACCAUUUCUCUGUUCCAUUUACAAUUUACAAGUUUGUGCAAAGUGCCAAGUUACUGGAGCCUAUUGGAGUGUCUAGACCAGAUGAAGAGUUUCAUGUGCCCCUUGAUUCUUACAGGUGUCAGCUGUUCUUGAGACCAGCGGGUGCUUUAGAAGGUCAGUUCAAGGAAUCCACAAGCUACAUAACAUGGAAAGAGAUGCUUCAUAGAAGCAGUGAAGUGAGAUGUACUCUGCAGUGCCCAUCCUCUGAGGUCAAUUUCCUGCCCCUGAUUGUGAACUGCAUUGCGAUUCCUGACGAAAUAAACUUUAUCGCCAACCAUGGGGAGAAAGAGUGGGAUCCAGCAUAUAUUAUUCAUCUGCAUCCAUCACUAACCAUUAGGAAUCUUCUACCCUACUCUUUGAGAUACCUACUAGAGGGUACUGCAGAUGCCCAUGAAUUGGCAGAGGGAAGCACUGCUGACGUUCUGCACUCACGUAUAGCUGGAGAAAUUAUGGAGCUUGUCUUAAUUAAGUACCAAGGCAAGAACUGGAAUGGGCAUUUCCGUGUCCGUCAAGAGCUUCCUGAGUUCUUUCCUGUGUGCUUCACUGCAGACACCUCUGAAGUGAUGACGGUGGACCUCACUAUGCAUGUGAAACGCGUUGCCAACCGUGUGAUUCUUUCUGUCUUCAGCCCCUAUUGGAUUAUCAACAAGACAUCUCGUGUCCUGCAGUAUCGAGCUGAGGAAAUUCAUGUGAAGCAUCCAGCUGAUUUCAGAGAUGUUAUACUAUUUUCAUUCAAAAAGAAAAACAUUUUUACCAAGAACAAGAUCCAGCUUUGUAUUUCCACAAGUGCCUGGUCUACUGGGUUUUCUCUGGAUACAGUCGGGAGUUAUGGGUGUGUGAAGUGCCGUUCAAAUAAAAUGGAAUAUCUGGUUGGGGUAAACAUUAAAAUGAGCAGCUUUAAUCUGAGUCGAAUUAUCACUCUCACUCCGUUCUACACUCUGGUCAACAAGUGCGAGUUUGAGCUUGAAGUUGGAGAAAUCGUAAUGGAUGGUGCUGUGUCAAACAUCAUAUGGAAUUACAUUUCCUCCUCUGAGUGCAUCCCUUUCUGGCCUGAGAAUGUGUUGGGAAAGCUUUGUGUCAGAGUUGUUGGCUGUGAAGGAUGUUCAAACCCCUUUUACUUUAACAAACAAGACAAUGGGACUCUGCUGAGGCUGGAUUCUGUGAAAACAGGCCUUAUUGUAGAUAUCAGCAUAUCUGAUCACUCAAUAGUUAUCAGGUUCUCAGAUUACUAUGAAGGAGCUGCACCUGCACUUAUUGUGAACCACACACCUCGGGCCAAGCUUACAUACUACCAGAGUGAGACAAAAGAAGAGAAUGAACUUGUUCCAGAAAAGGCAGGUCUGUUUGCCUGGGCAGAUCCAGCAGGGACAAAAAAACUGACCUGGAGAUACGCCGACAACAUAGGGGAGCUUGACUUGCUGAAAGAUGAAAGUGGGCAAUUUGCAUACAACUCGGACAUCCAGAUACAUUGGGUGUCAUUCCUUGAUGGGCGUCAGAGGGUUUUGUUGUUCACAGAAGAUGUUGCCUUAGUGACAAAAGCACGUCAGGCAGAGGAGUUGGAGCAACCUGACCAAGAACUUAAUGUGUCUAUCCACAGCCUUGGCUUGUCACUUAUCAACAAUGAUAGCAAGCAAGAAAUCUCUUACAUAGGAAUUACCAGCUCUGGUGUUGUAUGGGAGAUGAAGCCAAAGCAGAAGUGGAAGCCUUUCCACCAGAAACAGAUCAUACAGUUAGAACAAGCCUACAAGGAAUACCUUACCACCCAAGUACCAGGAUGGACUAAGAUAGACAACAACUUUGAGGUUAGCUUUAGCAAAAUGCCGAUGGUAAUGCGUCAACCUGUGAAAUGUUGUAUCCGGAGAAAUUUUCUGCCUGGUAUUCAAAUAGAGUUCAAGCAGUCACCUCACCAAAGAAGCUUGCGGGCCCAGUUGUUUUGGCUGCAGGUAGACAACCAGCUACCUGGUUCAAUGUUUCCUGCUGUGUUCCAUCCUGUAGCACCUCCAAAAUCCAUUGCUUUGGAUUCUGAGCCCAAACCUUUUAUUGAUAUCAGCAUUAUUACAAGAUUUAACGAAUUCAGCAAAAUCAUGCAAUUUAAGUAUUUUAUGGUUCUGAUCCAGUGUAUGGCUUUGAAGAUUGAUCAGGGCUUCCUAGCUGCCGUCAUAGGAUUGUUUACACCAUCAACAGAUCCAGAAACUGAGAGACAGCGUACAUGUCUCAUCCAAAAAGAUCUGGAUGCAUUGAGUACAGAGCUAAUGGAAUCCUCACUGACAGAUAUAUCCACUCAGAGCUUCUUUGAACACUUCCACAUCUCUCCACUGAAGUUACACCUCAGUCUCUCCCUUGGAGCAGGAGGGGAAGAGUCUGGCAAAGAAGAACAUGAAAUUGUUGCUAUUGGCUCUGUCAACCUCUUGCUGAAGAGCAUCGGAGCCACACUAACAGAUGUAGACGAUCUCAUUUUUAAAUUGGCCUGUUUUGAGGUGAAAUAUCAGUUCUAUAAGCGAGAACAGUUGAUGAAAUUGGUUGUCAGGCAUUACAGUGAACAGUUCCUGAAGCAGAUGUACGUCCUUCUCUUGGGCCUGGAUGUCCUGGGAAACCCCUUUGGCCUUAUCAGAGGUCUAUCUGAAGGGGUGGAAGCUUUCUUCUAUGAACCCUUCCAGGGAGCUGUUCAGGGACCAGAGGAGUUUGCAGAGGGAUUUGUAAUUGGAGUGAGGAGUCUACUUGGCCACACCGUGGGUGGAGCCGCUGGAGUGGUGUCUCGCAUAACAGGAUCUGUAGGGAAGGGUUUGGCUGCCAUAACCAUGGAUAAAGAAUAUCAGCAAAAGCGGAGAGAGGAGAUGGGCAGGCAGCCAAAGGACUUUGGAGACAGUUUGGCAAAGGGAGGAAAGGGAUUUUUGAGAGGAGUAGUCGGUGGAGUGACUGGAAUAAUCACCAAACCUGUGGAAGGUGCAAAGAGAGAGGGAGCAGCUGGGUUCUUCAAAGGCAUUGGAAAAGGCCUUGUGGGAGUUGUGGCACGACCUACAGGUGGCAUUAUUGAUAUGGCGAGUAGUACAUUCCAGGGCAUACAGAGAGCUGCUGAAUCUACAGAAGAAAUAUCUCCACUUCGCCCCCCUCGAUUAAUUCAUGAAGAUGGCAUUAUUAGACCAUACAAUCAGAGUGAAGCUCAGGGCUUUAAUCUAUUUGAGAAUUCCAAUAUCAAAAAACUGGAUGGAGAAAUUUAUAGAUACUGCUGUUCUCUGCGUCAAAAUAGGAAAAGCAACCUGAUAAUCACCAAUAGGAGGGUAUUAUGUGUGAAGGAAGUGGAGAUCCUUGGCCACAGAACUAUAGAUUGGGACUACUCCUUUGAAGACUUUCUCCGUCCACCGACUGUGGAAGAAAACAUACUGAAUCUCUUUGUCAAGGACCAGGGGCUCUUAGUUUUCCAUAAGAAAGACAGCAGCAUUCAAGAAAGCCAGAAAAGAAUCCAACUCCUAGAUAGCUUAGCUGCACGGGAGGUUCUGAAAGCGAUAGAUGAUGCUCAGGCAACCAUGCAGCAGCAUGUGUUAGUGAGACAGAAAUCCGAACGAUUUAACCAGCAGUACGGUUGCUGAAAACAAAAGUGGCGUCUCUGAAUUUGCAAUGGUUUACUCUACAUUUCUGUAUAACACAAAAAAACAUUUUCAACAAUAUCAUUAAAUACUUAUGUGCUUUACACUUUUUGUACUUAAGGAAUACAAGUGACUUACUAUAUGGUAUGAAAGUCACAGGUCUUCCAGACAUUACAGACUUUAUAUGAUGAGUCUUCCAUUGGCUGCACAGGUAUUGAGUGUACAGCCAUCAAUGUGUCCGUUGUGUGCAGAGGUCUCCUACAGUAUGUGGUUUGUGAUCUACAAAUUCGGGUGACUGUUGAUCAUGUUUUUGAUAGGUGAUCUGUGUGCAGGUAAAUUUAAGAAACACAUUUUGUAUUCUUUGUUGUUCUGAUAAAAAAAAUACUGCUCUGUAUAAAGGUACUUUUGAUUAAAUACAUAUAUAUUGAUUUAUGA